Messenger RNA from Xyrichtys novacula (pearly razorfish), 2252 nucleotides. NCBI's taxonomy places the organism in Eukaryota, Metazoa, Chordata, Actinopteri, Labriformes, Labridae. The record is from the annotation of a GenBank genome assembly.
CAACAUACUGUUUGUCAAAUAUUGAGUAUACUCCUCUCUGUUGCUAACAGCAGUGAUGACCAAAUGUAGUUGAUUAAAACCUCAAAGAUGUCACACACCGACAUCGACGUAAAUUCUCAGAGCUGCUGAUUUGACAUGAGAUUGGAAAAUCUUAUAAAUAGAGGUUCUCACCCCCUGAGUAGAGAUACAAGUCAGUGUCUGAGAAUUAACCCACUAUCAGCCUCAAAGCAGAGGAGCAGUUCUCGUUAAAGGUCUUGAGUCAGUCAGUGAACUACCCACAGAUCUUGUCAUCAUUAGAAGCAGCAGUUUGUUGCUAAACCAGCACUUCACUGCUCGAGUUUGUCACAGCUUCCUGUGUGGUGUGCAGUUUGUCAGUUAGAUCUGGAGGAGAGCAGAGCGAAAGACUCUUCUGGUAAGUGACACCGUUUCCUCCUCUCUCACACGAUUAACUUAAAAACUCGACUUUAUUUUCUUAACUGAAGCGUUAACUUUAAACAUUUCGAAGUUUUGCAUUUGCAAAAACUCUAUUUGACAGCACUGCGAUAAAGUAACAUGGACCUUUGGGGCUAAACAAUUCCUUCCUGGUGAUAUCCUGUUAAAUGUAGUAGUCUGCAUGUGUGACAUUCACCAUUACAGCGCAAAAAAUGUAUUUUAUACAACUUAUUAAGCACUGUUUUAACUAAAAGACAAUAUACAGAAAGGAAAUUCAGAAAGGAAACUAGAUGACAACCAACUCUACUAAUCUCAAAUAAAUUUUCAAUUUUGAUAUACUGUUAGAUGAACUGUUAGAUAAUUGAUAUUCUGUGCCAUUUUGAAAAGCUGAACUUUACCAUAACUGAAAAGGCGGUUUAUUUAUCAGUUUACAGACAUUUUAAUGAAAAAGGCCAAAAACUACUUUCUUCCAUGAGAUGCAACUUGUUCAUGUAAAGCUUAUUGAUAGUGUUCAUGCUAUGCAGGAGUAUCCAUUAGUGCUGACUGAGAUGUAUGACAAACACAUGAUUUCAGUUUUGCAGUUAUCUUGAGAGAGAGCAUUGAAUAUAUUGAAUUUAUAUGUGGUUCAGACUUGUAUGUUCGUGCGGACAAGGUGUGAGAACAACUGCAGCACAUGUAAAAAUAGACCGACACACUUUCCACUCAGGCUUUUCUCUUGCAGCAAACUUCACUUUUGCUUUGUCUGUAUCAACAGCUGACGGUGUUCCUAACCAGGGAAAGCCAAAUCAAAACCAACACACUCCAAAUCCACUAAUUCAAAAAUGUCAAACCCAGUGGUCACCCAUCAACCAGGUGCAGGCGGCUAUGGAACAAAUGUACAAACAGGAGAGUGGAGCACGGGCCUGUGUAACUGCUGCAGUGACAUUUUAGUCUGUGAGUACCAAACAUGACGAUUCAACGUUUUUCUAUUGUCUUCCACUCAAUAAACCAACUCACUUUUACGCUCUUGAACUAAAGAAAAACUCUCAUAUUUUGCAGGUGCUAUUGGUUGCCUCUGUCCAAUUGCACUGGACUGCUACACAGCAAAAAAAUAUGGUGAAAACUGCUGCUUGGGCUGUGUGCCAGGAGGCAUGACUGCCAUGAGGACUCAUAUGAGACUGACCUAUGGUAUCCAGGUGGGUUCUUGUACUGUAAUAAUUAUACGUUUUGAACACCCUGACUCAACUUUUGGGUGUUGCUGUAAAUCUCUCACUGGAAGCCUGGUCUGUUUUUGUAAUUCAGCUCUUGUGAAAGACAGAGAUUUCAUAAAUGUUGGAAAUGUUAAAUGUUCCCAUGUGAUGAAGAAAGUUGAACUGCAGCAGCUGUUUGUUGAUUCCUGUGGUGACUGUGUUGAAAUUUUUAAAUCGCAGGGAACAAUAUGCAAUGAUGCCCUGAUGACCUUUUGCUGCGGACUUUUUGAGACAUGCAGGAUGGCGAGAGAAAUCCGCAUCCGGAAUGGAGAAGUUACGCUGUAAAGAGACCCAAAGGAAUCUGACUGUCCGUAAACAGAGCUGACUGUUUGUCGAAAACUUGUGGAAGUGAUUUUUUCCCCCCUAUCACAUACCUACCUUUCAUGCAGACAACAAAUAAUGAACAGCUGACAAAUCAUAUAAUUCACUGCAUCUUGUGUAAUUUUACCCAUGAAGCUGUUUGUUUAUAACAAACCAUUAAUACUGAUCUGAAAUACUGUAUAUAAUGACACUGUUCAGUCUAUUAAAACUCUGGUUAUAACAUGAUCAUGAAACUUUGUACAAAAUUGUCAAUAAAAAUAUAUUUACAUU